CAUUGUCGAUUUAUCCACUCGUGUUUUUUCCUCGCCCUUGUUUGCUGCAAUAACUUGAAUCAAACAACUCAAUAUCAGAAAUCCCUACAUAUAUCCUUAUUUUAAAAAUCGCAAGACUUGAUGAAAUAUCAUUUACAAAUCGAAGCUAUUAAUUUUAAGUGAAUAGUACGUUAAUUGGUUAGAGUGUAAGUGAAAAAAUGGCGAAAAACAAAAGUACUGUCUAUCUAGGCUUUGAGGAUGAGGAAAUUACAGGCAAACACGGGUCUAUAUUGAACAGUACGGUGAACAAAGUCGGUGGAACGCCGGAUUGGCCCACGGGUGAGAUAAAAGUGCCUUCGUGCCCGCUCUGUGGCACAGCACGUCCGCUAAUUGUACAACUGUAUGCCCCAUUGGAACAGUCACAAUUUCACCGCACGCUGUAUGUAUUUGCAUGUUUAAAUCCGGCUUGUUCUCAAAACUCGAAGAGUUGGCUAUGUGUACGGACACAACAUCUGGACACACCAAGUGAAGCGGAAUUAAUUAGCGCCGUGCCACCACCACUGACAGCUGGUGGUGCUAGUGCAAAGAAAAAGAAGGGCAAUAAACAAGCAGCCAAUGCCACGCAACCACAAAAAAUUGCUUGGUGUAGCGGAGCCGAUGAUUGGGGCGAAGCUGUAGAUGAGAACUGUACUGCUGCCGAUAAUGGUGUGGAGCGCAUGGAUACAGGUGCAGAUGAGUUGCAGCAUCAAAACGAAGAAAACGGUAAUGUGAUUGGGAAGAAUGAUAAUUCACCCACACGUGGUGCACACUUGCCACGUGCCGAUUCAGGCAAUAGUGAGGCCGAUGAAGAUGAUGACGACGAAAGCAAUUCAAUGGAUAACGAACUAGUUUAUGGCUUCGGUCAGCUGGAUAUGCAUUCACCGCAAAAUGCGGCUGAGGACCCAAACGCCAAUUGUGCUGCCGGUAAUGCUGCAGCUGCAGCUGCUGCCGAUGGUGGUGCUAUUAUGGGUUUCGGUGGUGCUACCGCUACCAUUUGUGCUGAAAUAGAGGGCGCUGAAACGGAUGUUGUGCUCGUGGAGACGCCACUAAAGCCGGAGCGUGACUUAAUUGCACUCUUGAAACACACCGCAACGCCGGCGGCACUGGGUCCCCUUGCUAAGAUUUCCGAUGUCACUAUAAAGCCCUUCUUUAUCGCAGUGGACAUAGAGCAGCGUCACAAAUGUGGUGAAUAUGAAAACUAUAGUGGUACGCUAUCGGCAGAUCACAUACGUGAACUAUAUCAGGAGUAUAAGCGGCAAGACGAGGCCGCACAUUCGCCAAACGGUGCUGGUGCGAUUGUGGGUGCAAGUGAAGGAGGUGGAGGUGGCGAAGACGCAGAAACCUAUGAGAAAACUUUGCCGGCGCAUGGCGACAUAAUUUUCCAUCAAUUCGUUAGUACUUUGCAACAAAAUCCAGGCCAGAUAAUAAGGUAUUCACGCGACACACUACCACUUUUAAUGGGACCACUUUCCGAACCAAUACCUAAGUGUGCGAAUUGUAACGGCGAGACCAUUUGUGAGAUUCAAAUCCUUUCUACGCUCAUACCGAAAUUGCGUUUGCAACAGAACAGCGAAUCGGUGCCCAUAGAAUAUGGUAACGUCCUGGUGUUCACAUGCCUCAAAUGCUGCUGGGAUACACCAGACAAAAUGCGCUACGAACGAGUCGUCGUACAAGCAGAACAAUAAGUAGAAAGGAAAAAAAACAAAACGAAGAUUGGCGAGGUGGGCGUGAUAAGGCAACUGAAAAUCCUAGUAUCUAGCGAAUAUGCUUAAUUUUUUGUGAAUUUCAUAGGCCUAGCUUACACUUGAAAGAAACCAAAGUACCCGUGUUUAGGUCUAACGGCAUUACAUUCAAACUAUUAAAGUGUUAGAUUACUAAAGUAUGUACCUAGAUGCGUUUACAAAGUGAAACUACUUCAAUUAAUAAAAUAGAAUAACCAAAGCUCUAAGAA
Anastrepha ludens (Mexican fruit fly) is the source of this 1969-nucleotide messenger RNA. RefSeq names its product programmed cell death protein 2-like (gene trus). Gene Ontology annotation, cellular component: cytoplasm. Bases 198 to 1703 code for a protein of 501 amino acids. The record is from RefSeq and is a predicted model, not a curated record. Lineage: Eukaryota; Metazoa; Arthropoda; Insecta; Diptera; Tephritidae. The transcript has 3 exons.